AUGUGUGAAAUUUGAUAUUCUCACUAAAUUAGCUAAUUUUUAGCUGUGUUCCAUGCUUAUCUCUAGACCUUUGUGUAUUAAAUCCUGUCUCGAGCUGUUCCCUUUAUACACAAGUGUGUUUUGCUUGUGCCUUCCUGUCUUCUUCAGUGAGAAGCUUUAUGUAGGUCAGGCUUGGCUUAAGCAGAUUUCCUGAACCUGCGUCAGCUUAAGCUGGAGGAAUUUUAAUAAACCCUCCCCUGUAGGCGUGGGCCUAAAUGAGGCUAGCCUAGUUAAGCCUGAUCUUUUUCUGUUUGUGAAAAGAGCUGAGCAGAGCUGAAGGCUGCAUGGUGGUUUCAGAAACUGCCUACUUAAUUUGAAAAGAACAAUGGUAGGAAAGGCUAGAUCUUCCAAUUUUACCUUAUCUGAAAAGCUUGAUUUGCUAAAGCUUGUGAAGCCAUAUGUGAAAAUUCUCGAAGAACACACUAAUAAACAUUCAGUAAUAGUAGAAAAGAAUAGAUGUUGGGAUAUCAUAGCAGUUAACUAUAAUGCAAUUGGAGUAGACCGCCCUCCUCGAACAGCACAGGGCCUACGCACCCUUUAUAAAAGGCUCAAAGAAUAUGCCAAACAGGAGCUAUUGCAGCAAAAAGAGACCCAAUCAGAUUUUAAAAGCAAUAUUUCUGAGCCAACCAAGAAAGUUAUGGAGAUGAUUCCCCAGAUUUCCAGUUUUUGCCUGGUAAGAGACAGGAACCACAUACAAAGUGCAAACUUGGAUGAGGAGGCACAGGCUGGUACCAGUUCACUACAGGUAAUGUUGGAUCACCAUCCUGUUGCUAUUACAGUGGAGGUGAAGCAAGAAGAAGACAUUAAACCACCUCCUCCACUGGUUUUAAAUUCUCAACAGAGUGAUACUUUAGAGCAAAGAGAAGAACAUGAAUUAGUACAUGUUAUGGAAAGAUCCUUGUCGCCUUCACUUUCCUCUGUCGAUAUGAGAAUGACAUCGUCUCCAUCUUCUAUUCCAAGGAGAGAUGAUUUUUUUCGGCAUGAGAGUGGUGAACACUUUAGGUCACUAUUAGGGUAUGAUCCUCAGAUCCUGCAAAUGUUGAAAGAGGAGCAUCAGAUAAUUUUAGAAAAUCAAAAAAAUUUUGGAUUGUAUGUUCAGGAGAAGAGGGAUGGAUUGAAAAGAAGGCAGCAGCUAGAGGAAGAGCUACUAAGAGCAAAAAUUGAAGUGGAGAAGCUGAAAGCAAUUCGCUUACGGCAUGAUCUACCUGAAUAUAACAGUCUCUAAGUUUUUUUUUUCAAUCUUGCAAUUUGAUAAUUUUGAUUUUGGCCAAAUUACUUUAUUUUGGGAAUAUCCUGAAACAGAAUACACGUUCUUGAAAAAUGUUGUUAAUCUCUAUUAUGGAAAAACUUUUUUGAUAUAAUUUUCUAAUUAUUUUCUUUUGAGAUAUUAAAAUUUACUGGUUGGUUGGCA
Pongo pygmaeus (Bornean orangutan) is the source of this 1450-nucleotide messenger RNA. RefSeq names its product fibrinogen silencer binding protein (gene FSBP). The coding region runs from base 365 to 1264 and encodes 299 amino acids. Gene Ontology annotation, cellular component: nucleus. The record is from RefSeq and is a predicted model, not a curated record. The transcript has 2 exons. Lineage: Eukaryota; Metazoa; Chordata; Mammalia; Primates; Hominidae.